UUCUGCGUUCCUGCGUGCCCGGGGAGCAGCAGGGCAGGGCAGGGUGGGCCAAACCAGGCUGAAAGAUCUUUCCUCCCCUUCCUUGGAGGCCCCUGGGAUGGGGGGCCUGGGUUACUCCCCCACCUUGGAGGCCUCUGGCUGGGCCCUGGGGCUUCUGCCUCUGCUGCUGCUUCUCCCUGGAGCUGAGGGCCAGAUCCAGGUGUGCUCUGUGGACCAGGAGUUGUUCUCUGUGGUAGAGAAUGAAGUCCCUACAAGACCCAUAGCCAACGUCACUGCACCCCUCGGGCAGACGGUGGAUGUGAGUGAUUCGUCCAAUCCUGCGGACAUCUUCUAUAUUGAGAAUGGUGAGCUGAGGCUCACCAGGGCCCCCGAUUAUGAGACGCAUACUGUGCUGACUGCAAUCCUAGAGUGCAAAGAGGGGUCCAUUGUGGUGACCAGGCUGCCUGUGAUUGUGGAGGUCAUCAAUGUCAAUGACAUGGCUCCCGAGUUUCCCUUUUCCAGCAAGGCCUGGAAUGUUAGUGAGGACACCAAGGUGGGGACCACUGUCAUCCCAGCCACAGAACUGACAGCCACAGACAAAGAUGGGGACACACUCUUCUACAGUCUCUUAGGGCAGAGCCCCCUGGAUGCAGAGCUGUUUUUCUACCUGGCUGGAGUUAACUUCCCUGCCCUGCAGCUGAACCGGACUCUGGACUAUGAGAAGAACCCAGUCAUGGUCCUCCACCUUCUGGCCAGGGACACUGAAGAGCCACAAGAGGUGCCUAGCCACACUGCCACGGCCACAAUCACAAUCCAAGUGUUGCCUGCGGACAUACGCCCUCCAUGGUUCUUACCCUGUGUGUUCACUGAUGGGCGAAUCUGUGUCCAUGCCCAGUACCAAGGAGCUGUGCCCACUGGCUCUGUCCUGACAGAACCCCUGACCUUCGAACCUGGGCCUGUGUACGCUAUAGAUGGAGACACUGCCAUCAAUGAACCAAUUGAAUACAGCAUUAUUGGGGGGAAUACAGACAAUACAUUUCAGAUUGGUGUGGACACGGGGAACGUCACCAUGGCCAAAGCUGUCCCUGUCCCCAUGACCUUCACCCUGCUGGUCCAGGCUCAACAACAAAGGAACACAGGAAGCUAUUCUGUGACUCAGGUCACCAUUCAGGCAGUGGCUGGGCAGCUGUACCCACCUCGAUUCCCCCAGGCCCUAUACCGAGGCUGGUUGCCCCCAGGCACUGGCAUCAACGUGGCUGUGAGGGACACAGAAGACCCUGAUAGGGAGCUGAGGCUCAGAGCUGAAGAUGAUGACUUCCCAGCAGGUGUGCCCAAUUCAGGCCUCAGGUACCAAAUCACCAACAGCUCAGCCUUCAGGAUGUCUGGAGAGAUUGUGCUGACCAAUGCCAGUGUGGGGCCUCCGCAGGUGCUUUACCUGCAGGCUGAAGUCUUGGACUAUCUGACUUCCGAGAAAGACACCACCACUAUUGAAAUCCUUGUCCAGGACACAAAGCCCACUACUCCAGGUGGCUCUCCAGAAGACCAGGAGCAGCUGGGGCCCAUGGUGAAUGGGAUGGCCAUCAUGGGAGGGGUGCUGGGAGCCCUGCUCUUGCUGACCCUGGUACUGUUGGCAGUCUUCAUCUACAAGCACAAUAAGGGCCAGAAGCAUGGUCUCAGCAGCAAGUAUGAGACUGACUUAAAGGCCUCAGGCUAUGAUAAUAAAACAUUCCAAGCUCAGGAGUCACCUAGCCCAGAGCCAGGACCUGAGCCUCAGCCCGACAAGGAUGACUCUCCAGUGGGGCCCGGCAAUGGCCCGGCCCCCCCAAUGCCUGGGCUUGAGAUGGCCGGCCCUGCGGUCAGAGAGGCCAAGGAGGAGGAGAUGGGCGAGGCCCCAGAGCAGAGGAGCCCCAGGACCCGGAAAGAGGGACCCGUGAGGUCCAUCCUGACCAAGGAACGGAAGGCAGAGGAAGGAGGGUACAAAGCCGUGUGGUUUGGGGGGGACAUCAGUGCCGAGGUGGACGUGGUGGUCAUCAACAGCCCAGGGCCCGAGGAGUCCCCGACACCUGAGGAGCCCAGGGCCGCGCCCGAAGAGUCUGAGGAGUUUGAGGCAGAAGAGCCUGACUUGGUCCUGGUGGUGUCAGAAGAGCCUGAGCAGCUCCUGCUGGCAUCUGGGGAGCCCCACUCACUCUCGGUGGUUCCUGAAGAGCCCGAGGAGGGGCCCAAGGUUGACCAGAGCCCUGUGGAAGGGAAUGAGAGUGGGGACGGCUGGGGCCGACCACCCACCCUGGUCAGGGCCUGAGUCCCAGCUGAGGUCUCUGGGCUCCCCUUCUAUGGCUUGGACAUGGGGGGGGGGUGACACAGACCAAGCUGUCCCCCAGCCCCACUUCGGUACUUACCCCUCCU
Phascolarctos cinereus (koala) is the source of this 2382-nucleotide messenger RNA. RefSeq names its product cadherin related family member 5 (gene CDHR5). The record is from RefSeq and is a predicted model, not a curated record. Gene Ontology annotation, biological process: calcium-dependent cell-cell adhesion; homophilic cell-cell adhesion; multicellular organism development. Gene Ontology annotation, molecular function: cadherin binding; beta-catenin binding; calcium ion binding. Gene Ontology annotation, cellular component: adherens junction; catenin complex; membrane. NCBI's taxonomy places the organism in Eukaryota, Metazoa, Chordata, Mammalia, Diprotodontia, Phascolarctidae.